AGGAGUUGUGGCGAAACGCGUGACCAGCCCUUGUCAAUAGGAGAGGAGAACGAGCUUGUGCAGCUCGCAGAGGAAAACAGCUUCCCUUUGCAAUGACCGGGUAACUAUCGGACGGCUUUGUCACUCUCCAUCGACUCCCAAUCUGGAGUCUCAUAGUAUGGAGGCAUGUCUACCAUACCACACAAAGUUCUGAGAAAUUAAGAAGACGACUUUCACCACCAUUCUUGAUUGAACCAAAAUGUCCAAAGAACCUUUCCAACGACCCUCUGUUGAUGCGACCUCUUGGAAGAUACGCCGCGACGCACAGUGUGACCUCUUCGGCAGGCGCACAGCUCCCGAUUGGAGUUUUCAGGAGAUGACUGCAAGCCAGCUGCCGAUGCAGCUGCGGCUGCUGCAGCUGCAGUUCUGGAGGACGAGCCUGAAUCCUGGAUCAUGGUGAACGACGCACUGGAUCUUGACCCGCAGGAGCAGUGCCAAAGCCCCUCGCCUCCAACGCAGCGGGAACCGGUGCUGCAGAGGCUGACUUCACACACCAUGACGGAGCUGGAGCCUUUUGGCUUCUACGGUCAUCUCACUUCUUUUGAUUUGCAGCCACUCACACCAGAACAGGCCGAGUCAAUUCAUCACGGACUUGGACAAGAUUUUACGAAGUUCUGCCGAUUGACGAUGAAAGGCCCCGAGGAUUAUCGCACCAUCAGGUUGGAGCCCAGCAUCAUCCAGUGUCAGCCAGCCGAGGCAUGGCAUGCCGGCCGCUGGAAACCUCCCGUGGGCCAGACUUGGAGCUUCACCUUUGCCCUGGCAGUGGAGAAGUCAGCGAACUGCUUCGUCAACGUGGGGCUGGUGGAGUGGGUCGCUGCACGGAAGGAUUCUGCAGAGGCCAGCACCGCGCACGCCACGUCGCCCAAGCAGAGCCUGGCUGAGAUUUUGCAGGUGAAAUCUGAAGCGGAGGACAAUGUUCCAGGGGGAUGGCUUCCAGAGCAGCAUGUGCAUGAAAAUCCCAGACAAAUGAUGCUAGGCUGCAGGAAGGGUGUGCAGUGGUUCGGCAACGCCGCCAAGUUCCCGUUGUUUCAGGACAACAUCAUGGAAGGCUCACUGCUUCGAUUCCGCUGUGACUACCACUUGAACCGCCAUGGGGAGAUUGCGCAGGUGAAAGUGUGGUUCCUGCCUUCCCCCCUGAACUUCGAAUAUGGCGGCGAGCAAACCAUUACGGAGUCAGAUCUUUGGUUCGAGCCCUUGGCCCAGUGGUGGGAACCGCGAUGCCAGGACAAGAAGAUGAGAUCGCUCUGGGUUCCAGCUGUCACACUGUACACCUGCGAUGAUGUGGUCACAGUUGCAUGGAACGGCCCAGACCCUUAGCCGUGCGACACGGAUUGGGUGACGAGCGAAAGCUUCUGCAGCGGAAUUCAGCGGUCUUGUGACAGUCAGAGUCAUUGUGACUGCACCGAGCAGGAAUGUGAGAGGUGU
This is a messenger RNA of Durusdinium trenchii, 1464 nucleotides long. The record is from the annotation of a GenBank genome assembly. NCBI's taxonomy places the organism in Eukaryota, Dinophyceae, Suessiales, Symbiodiniaceae.